UUUAUUAUUACUCUCCGUACCGUUAUUCAUAUUUGUAACCCUACUCUUUACCUCAAUUCCUCCUUUGUCCCCCACUCCCAUUCAUAUCUCAAGUCGCUUCUUUGGCUCUCGACCCAGUUCUGAUUUGUUUUCCGAUUAGUUGGUGUUCGAAAUAUACAUGGAUUCCACUGGCGGUCAAAGUCUCUACCCGUUGCAUCGUUGCAAGACUCUUCACCUGGUAAGGCAUGCCCAAGGGAUUCACAACGUGGCAGGGGAGAAAAAUCAUGAUGCAUACUCAUCGUAUGGUUUUUUUGAUGCAAAACUAUCUCCUCUUGGCUGGAAGCAGGUUCAUAAUCUGCGCAAGCAUGUUCAAGCAUGUGGGAUUUCCAAAAGCAUUGAACUAGUCAUUGUUUCCCCAUUGUUAAGGACCAUGCAAACAGCAGUUGGAGCCUUUGGUGGUGAAGCAUGCACAGAUGGGGUAAAUGUACCUCCUCUAAUGGUUGCAAAUACAGGGAACAGUGGCCAUCCUGCAAUUUCAAGUCUAAAUUGCCCACCGUUUGUAGCAGUAGAGCUUUGCCGUGAACGUUUGGGAGUUAAUGCAUGUGAUAAGAGGCGAAGUAUUAGGGAAUAUCGCCCACUUUUUCCAGCGAUUGAUUUUUCACUGGUAGAAAAUGAUGAUGACAUUUUGUGGACGCCUGACAUUAGAGAGACGGAUGAGGACGUUGCCGAUAGGGGACAUAAGUUUUUGAAAUGGUUGUGGACACGUGAAGAGAAGGAGAUUGCAAUUGUCACCCACAGUGCAUUCUUGUUUCAAACCCUGAAAGCUUUUGGAAAUGAUUGUCAUCCAGUUGUUAAGAAUGAAAUAUGCCCAAAUUUUGCCAAUUGUGAACUCCGUUCAAUGGUCUUCAUAGAUAGGAGUGUGAUGGGAUCAGCUUCCUCGACGACUAACUAUCCUGGAAAAAUACCUCAUGGACUCGAUCUUCCCAGUGAUCUUGCCACUGAGAAGCUUCCAGAGAAAGGACUUGCAAACUAACUACAGCGUAGGUUGUAAUAACAAUAACCAAGAAGGAAUAGACACAAUACAUGUGAUUUAUGAUUCAAGUAUUUGUUGAGGCACUUCCAUUUUUAAUAUAUUUCUACAGAAGACAAGGCAUCCAUUUUUAGCAA
Messenger RNA from Carya illinoinensis, 1146 nucleotides. Its product is annotated as phosphoglycerate mutase-like protein 1. Gene Ontology annotation, molecular function: phosphatase activity. Lineage: Eukaryota; Viridiplantae; Streptophyta; Magnoliopsida; Fagales; Juglandaceae. The coding region runs from base 158 to 1012 and encodes 284 amino acids. Gene Ontology annotation, cellular component: cytoplasm. The record is from RefSeq and is a predicted model, not a curated record. The transcript has 10 exons.